UCAGUAGCUCUCAAUCAAUUGAGCUGAAAACAGUUUGAAAAAAAUUCCUCCAAAAUGAGUCUUUUGGUGAAGAUUUUUCUCUUGGUGUUUGUAGUGUAUUUUGUGAGGUCAGCUUCUGUGCCUUCUUUAGCUAAAAAGCACCCAUGUGCAGAAAAUUCUUCUGGUCCGGGAUGUGAUGAUAAAAGACAGCAUCCCAGGUUACCUGAAGAUAAGGUAAAACCAGCUCAGGAAAAUUUAAAUGCUGAACAAACUCAAGACUACUGGAUUGAGAUUGCAAAGUCUUUCGUAUCUGAUCAAACGAAAAGAGCGCAAAAUACAAAGAAAGCAAAGAACGUGAUUUUCUUCCUUGGAGAUGGUUUAGGCAUAACAACCAUCACGGCAUCGCGAAUGCUUCUAGGUGGGGAAGAAAAGAAAUUUUCCUUUGAGAAAUUUCCCCAUACAGGAUCAUCUAUGACGUACUGCGUUGAUAAGCAGGUUGCGGAUUCAGCGUGCACGGCUACAGCCUAUUUAACAGGAGUUAAAGGUAACUACGCAACAACUGGAGUUAAUGCCAAAGUACCCAGGUAUGAUUGCCUAGCUGGGCAGGAUGAUACAACCUUCACCACAUCUCUGGCGGAAUUGGCUCAGAAACUGGGAAAAUCAACAGGAUUGGUUACAACAACACGCGUUACGCAUGCUUCGCCCUCAGGACUCUAUGCUCAUACAGCUGAUCGAGAUUGGGAGGAUGAUAGUGAGAUCGCAGCUGAUGGUUGCAAUCCUAAUGAUAUCAAUGACAUCGCCAAACAACUCAUCCACAGUGAUGUUGGGAGGAAGUUUAACGUUGUAAUGGGCGGUGGAAGAAGGCACUUCCGCAGUAGAGAAACUCGCGACGAAGAAGGCUCACUUGGUAGGAGAUCUGACGAAAGGGAUCUGAUUCAGGAGUGGAUAGACGAUACAACCAGGCAGAACAAGCACUACGUCUGGAAUAGGGAGCAACUCCUCAAUCUCAAUACUGCUGAAACUGACUACGUUCUUGGGCUAUUUGAGAGCAGCCAUUUGCUGUACAAUCUGGAGACUAAGGCUAGAGGACGCGAAGAAACCGAACCAACUUUGAGCGAAAUGAUGGAGAAAGCUCUGGAGAUUGUUAGUAAGAAUGAUGAAGGAUUCUUCUUAUUUGUUGAGGGAGGUAAAAUUGAUCUGGCGCACCAUGAUCUAUUCACGAGAGCUUCAUUUGAUGAAACCAUUGAAUUCCAUAAAGCCAUUGAACUGGCAAGGAGUAUGUUCAGCGAAGAAGAUACACUGAUAGUUGUAACGGCUGAUCAUAGUCAUGCUGUUUCCAUCUCCGGAUACCCCAAUCGUAAGCACGAUAUCUUUGGACAUAUUGGAAAUGCGAGCGAUCACAAGCCUUACUUUACAAUCAGCUACGCCAAUGGUCCAGGGUAUGAGAGGCAUGUUGUUGAGGGCAUUGGUCGUGUUGAUCCACGAACUUUUGAUACCAGUGCUUGGGAUUUUGAAUUCCCUGCUAUGGUUCCCAGAGAUUCAGAAACUCACGGCGGGGAAGAUGUGCCUGUUUAUGCAUCUGGCCCGUGGGCUCACCUCUUCACAGGAACAUACGAACAGAAUGUAAUUCCGCAUUUAAUUGCCUACGCUGCUGAUAUGACAGGUGAUGGAUGGCUCUCAAGAAGCAAUAAACAAUAAUAAAUUUUACUCAG
Messenger RNA from Lutzomyia longipalpis, 1691 nucleotides. RefSeq names its product alkaline phosphatase-like. The transcript has 2 exons. Gene Ontology annotation, biological process: dephosphorylation. NCBI's taxonomy places the organism in Eukaryota, Metazoa, Arthropoda, Insecta, Diptera, Psychodidae. The coding region runs from base 55 to 1677 and encodes 540 amino acids. Gene Ontology annotation, molecular function: alkaline phosphatase activity. The record is from RefSeq and is a predicted model, not a curated record.